Molecule: messenger RNA, 2934 nt
Organism: Lates calcarifer (barramundi perch)
Lineage: Eukaryota; Metazoa; Chordata; Actinopteri; Centropomidae
Product: alpha-N-acetylgalactosaminide alpha-2,6-sialyltransferase 2-like
Exons: 9
Molecular function (GO): sialyltransferase activity
Source: RefSeq, a predicted model, not a curated record
CUUUGUGACAGGAUGUCAAAUACUCAAGGUAGCUUUGAUACCUGGGCACAAAUUCCAUGAGGAAAAGCAAACACUUGUCUGCUUUUAAUUGAACAGUAAAGACUCCAUUUCACAGGGAUGGCUUUCCAAACCCCUGGGAUUUUUUCUUUGUUGUUUCUGAUUUCAGUCAGCAUUUUACUUUUCAUUUUAUCCUGGGCAUAUUUGUCAGAAAACUUGAGCUGGACUGCUCUCUCAGGAGGACACAGUGAUGACGACUGGUUGUUUGAUGAUAAUGUUACAUUAUGGUAUAAAAGAGGAAACUGGACUCUGGUGCCUGAUGUGGUUAUCAAAAAAAUUCACGAGUCCCUCGGAAUAAAAUCAGUAACAAAGCUAAAACCUGAUCAAGUGAAAACCACCAUACAUGGACCUCCACCUGUGCCUGAGACUCCCAUGCCUCCACUCUCCAAAAAGGACUUUGAGAAGCUUCCCCAGUGGGAUUUUGAAGAUGUUUAUAACCAGGACGCCCCACCCAGACAGACAACCUGUGCCCAGUCUCUGCGAAACUCUCAAGAUGAGAGCUUCAAGAAGGCAUUCCUCCCCAAUAUUUGCUUGUUCCUGCACAAAGAUAAUAUGAACAUGAGCGAGUGGAACCGACUCUCACAUUUUAACAAUCCUUUCGGUUUCAUGGAGUACAAGUACAACGAUGUGAUGGCUUCAGUGAAGUUGAUCCCAAAGCCAAAGGAGCCUUUGCUCCCUCCAAAACCAGGCAGUGGUGGCUGUGUGCGCUGUGCUGUGGUGGGCAAUGGGGGGAUCCUCAAUGGCUCUAAAAUGGGGAAAGAGAUCGAUUCGCACGACUACAUUUUUCGGAUGAACGGUGCAGCCAUCACAGGUUAUGAGGAGGACGUAGGUUCCAGAACAUCAGUGUACGUUCACACAGCCCACGCCAUCACUACAUCACUUUAUGUAUUCAGGAAGUACGGAUACAAAUCUGCCCCUCAUGACGAGGUAUUGAAAUUCAAGCAACAAUGAAUAUAAAAUACUGUGCUGAUUCCAGAGGGGAUGAGGGAUUUCAACUGGCUCAAGGGUCUUCUCAAAGGAGAAAGGAUCGCUGAAGGCCCCUAUAAAAACAAGCGGCCAAGGACAUACUAUAGUGGGCAGUACAACGAGAGCCGCUUCUACGUUCUACACCAGGACUUCCUCAGAUACGUACGAAACAGGUUCUUGAAGUCUCCUAAUCUGAAUGCUAGAUUCUGGGCAAUAGUGAGACCAACCAAUGGGGCGUUUGCUCUCUUCCUGGCUCUGCACACCUGUGACACAGUGAAUGCAUAUGGAUUCAUGACUGAGAACUACACGAAAUACCCCAACUACUAUUUGGAGAGACAUGCUAAAACCAGUGUUAUUUUCUACAUCAACCACGACUACAUCCUGGAGAUGAAAACAUGGAAAAAACUACAUGAUGCUAAAAUAAUAAAACUAUAUCAAAGACUUGACUCAGAAACAGGGACAGAAAAGCCAAAGCCACACUUACAGACAGAGAAUGGCAUCAAGAACUAAGGUCAUUUUACUAGAAGCAAAAAAACAAACAAACCAAAAAAAACAAAAAAACAAAGCGGUUUACUUUCCUUGGACAAUGUGACGGUGUGUGACUUCCAGUUUGUUCCUUUUUUCCUCCAGUCCUGCUGCGACAGUGGAAAUCAACAUGCCAACUAACUGAAGAGAAAAACUUAUAUUGAUAGAUUUGAUAGAUAGAUGUUUUUCCUUGCACAAUAUCCUCCUGAGAACCAAGGGAAAAAGUGUCUUACAAUUUCUGUUUUUGUGAUUUCCUAUCUAUUUGGGCCAAAAAAAACACCUUACAAUUUAAAUUUUUUUAAAUAUAUUUUUUAUUUUAAUUUCACAGUAUGUCCAUUGUAGAGGACAACAGGACGAUAUCUGUGUGAAAAUAGAACUAAAUUUAGAAAACAAGAAAAAAGGCGCAGAUUAUAUCUUUGGCUUGGAAGGGUAACUCCAAAUACUUAAGAAAGAUAAAGGUGAACAAAAUGUCCAUUAUAAAGGACAUAAAUGAAUGGGCCGGGUCUCAGGAGGAUAUAGAUAUUCUAAUAUUGACUGGACCCUUGUUGAUAUAGAUGGGAUGGACAAUAUACUAAUAACAAAUAUACUUGAUGCAAUUUAACACCACCUCAGGGAAAACUGUUUCAAUAAAUAAUGCACAUUAUAACCAUCAUGAGAAUAGGAUUUAUAGAAGGCAUUAUUAUUAUUCAAGAGGCCAUUGAAUAAAAGGAAGGACAAGUCUUUAGGUUGUAAAUACUAACAUGUAAAGAUGAAAAUGCUGUAGCAGAUCAUUUAUGGGUUUAGCUUACAUUAUGGACAUUUUCAGUGUUGCAGUUUUAGAGUUAAUUACAAACAAGUAAUGUCAGCAUUUAUGAAAGUGCUGCUUUGUCUAUCUCCUCUUGUUUAUAGCACAGAAUCUGAUUCAGGAUACUGUUAAGGUUAAAAUGUAAGAAUACUGCUCACCGUUGUUGCAGAUAUAUUCCAGAUGUCUUAUGUUAGUGCAGAAAUAUUAGUAGUAAUAAUAAUAAUAUUAGAGGCAAAGCUUUACAGACUGCGUCAAUAACAAAAUAACAAUAAUGAUUUAAUUCAGUACCAGGUUGGCAUUAGUUCAAAUUCGGCAUAGUGAUUUAUCGAAUUGUAUAGGUGUGCAAAAAUUGAAGAACAAGCCAUGUGAAAUUCUUGAAAUUACAUACAGGUCUAUAGCAUAUAUUGCAACUGUACUAACAAGGUGCUUUAACCCUGUAACCCCAGUUUCAGACAGGUUAUUCAGUCUGCUUAGUCAGGAUCUUAAUCUGCAUGUGUCAAUACAUGUAGGCGGGAAUGAGGAAGAUUAAAAAAACAAGCCCGCAUUUUGUUUUGGCUAUUUGACCAAACAUGUCUGUAGAUUAAACUGAACAGAAAACUCUC